Molecule: messenger RNA, 402 nt
Organism: Suillus discolor
Lineage: Eukaryota; Fungi; Basidiomycota; Agaricomycetes; Boletales; Suillaceae
Exons: 2
Coding region: 1-402 (133 amino acids)
Source: RefSeq, a predicted model, not a curated record
AUGUCGAAUGAUGCUGGCGCAGCCUUAGCGAACGAGUUUACGCAGCUCAGCUUUGACCUUCGUAACGCCUUCGAUCAGUCUACUGAAUAUCGGUCUCUGCAAAUACAUCAGCUGACCAUGCAAUGGGAUGAUGUCGUCUCACCUCACAUUUCUCGGCUUCUUCUACCUCCACCAUUUUCAGACAUUCAGAGGGCAGCUGAAGGAGGUCCAGCUAUCAUCCCCUUAACGAGUCAAAAGUUGGCCGUAACUCGCGUAUCUGAUGGUCAUCCCACUGCCGAGUCCACACUGCUUGCUCUACAUGCCGCAGUGAUCCUACGAGAAAAAGAGAAACCUCAAAUUUACUUUUCCUCUUCCACCCCGACAUUGGCGACUCUCAUUCAUGCGAGACAGCAGGUUUCUUGA